This is a messenger RNA of Helianthus annuus (common sunflower), 1008 nucleotides long. RefSeq lists its product as uncharacterized. The record is from RefSeq and is a predicted model, not a curated record. The coding region runs from base 1 to 1008 and encodes 335 amino acids. The transcript is spliced from 2 exons. Gene Ontology annotation, biological process: telomere maintenance; DNA repair. Gene Ontology annotation, molecular function: DNA helicase activity. Lineage: Eukaryota; Viridiplantae; Streptophyta; Magnoliopsida; Asterales; Asteraceae.
AUGCAUGGCAUUUUCAAUAUCUCUAAUUCAUGCAGAUCUGAUGUUCUGUUUGGAGGUAAGGUUAUUAUUUUUGGUGGUGAUUUUAAGCAAAUAUUACCUGUUGUUCCAAACGGUGGACGACAAGAAAUUGUGAAUGCCUCAUUAUGUUCGUCUUAUCUGUGGAGGAAGUGUAAGUUGUUGAGUUUAACUAGAAACAUGAGGUUAACCGUUGGAAGACCUACAUUUGAAAUUGAAGAGAUCAAUAAUUUUGCAAAAUGGUUGUUGGACGUUAGUGAGGGAAAUGUUGGUGGUUCGAAUGAUGGAGAAGCAAUAAUUGAAAUACCACCUGAUCUUUUAAUUGACAGCACAUCUGACCCAAUUUCUAGCCUGAUUGAUUUUGUCUAUCCGUCAAUCUUGGAAAACUACAAUGAUCGUGAAGAAAAAGAGUAUCUUAGUUCUGACAGUCUAUGCCCUACUAAAGAUGCCAAUGUUGAUCAGCAAAAAAUAUACUCACCCGAUGUGCUAAACGGUCUUAAAGUAUCUGGUUUACCAAAUCAUAGGUUAGUGCUUAAAGUUGGUGUUCCAAUAAUGUUGUUACGAAAUAUUGACCAACGAAAUGGUUUGUGUAACGGUACAAGGUUAAAGGUUACAAAACUUUACAGCCGUGUAAUUGAAGCUGAGAUAAUUUCAGGUGGAAAUAUUGGUUCUCGGACAUUCAUACCUAGAAUUAAUUUGGAACCUUCGGACAGAAAGAUUCUUUUUGCAUUUCAAAUGAGGCAAUUUCCAAUAGCUGUAUGUUUUGCGAUGACGCUCAACAAAAGCCAGGGCCAGUCGCUAUCUAAGGUUGGUUUGUACUUGAGACAACCAGUUUUCACACAUGGUCAAUUGUACGUAGCUUUAUCGAGGGUUACAAGACGAGAUGGAAUCAAGUUACUAAUACUUGACAAUGAAGGCAGGCCUACAAAUAAAACAAUAAAUGUUGUAUAUAAAUGUGAAAACCCUCGCAAUUACAGGUACUGUACAAAUUAA